Ilex paraguariensis (yerba mate) is the source of this 1769-nucleotide messenger RNA. Lineage: Eukaryota; Viridiplantae; Streptophyta; Magnoliopsida; Aquifoliales; Aquifoliaceae. The record is from the annotation of a GenBank genome assembly.
CGGCUUUUCUGUUCUUUAGGUUCUUGCGCCGCCAAGACGCUUAACGACCAAAAGGGGACACUAUGAUUACUGUGGUUCACUGGUAAAGGUGGUAAGCAAGGUGUUUCUAUCCAAUUAAAAGUGACAAACUCAAGCACAAAAGUAAAAGCAGAAACAAAUUUGAUAUAACAUAAAGCGUAGGGUAGCUUACAGUAUUACUGAAUUUGUCAUUAUGGAGAUCAAGCAAGAUGGAAAAGAAAGCUCGUUAAUUUUGACUAAGCAAGGCGCUGAAGCUAGAGUCUUUGAGUCAAAAUUCGUGGGAAGGAGGUCUAUUGUUAAGGAACGGUUUUCAAAGAAGUACAGGCAUCCAUCCUUGGACUCAAAGCUUACUCUCAAGCGCUUAAAUGCGGAGGCUAGAUGCAUGACAAAGGCUAGGCGGAUUGGGGUUUAUACUCCAGUUCUUUAUGCUGUUGACCCUGUGUUGAAUACUCUAACAUUUGAAUAUGUGGAGGGUUCCUCUAUCAAAGAUAUUUUCCUUGACUUUGGAUUACAUGGUGUUAUUGAAGAGCGGAUGCAUGAUAUUGCCACACAGAUUGGUGAUGCUAUUGGCAAACUACAUGAUGGUGGCCUCAUUCAUGGUGAUUUGACUACAUCAAACAUGUUAGUGCGGGGUGGUACAAAUCAGCUGGUGCUCAUUGACUUUGGUCUGAGCUUCACAUCAACUCUUCCAGAGGAUAAAGCAGUUGAUUUAUAUGUACUUGAACGAGCUUUGCUCUCUAUGCAUUCUUCAUGCGGGAAUGUGAUGGAGCAGAUACUUGCUGCGUAUAGGAAGUCCUCAAAGCAAUGGUCAGCAACAUUGAACAAGCUAGCUCAAGGUGCAACCCUUACAUCUUACAUUUUCGUUAUUGUUUUAUCCUUUUUAUGUUGUCCUUUUCUUAUCGUUUGACAACUUCUUUUAGUGCGACAAAGAGGUAGGAAGCGCACCAUGAUUGGAUGAGCUUCCUCACUGUCCGUUCCACAUUAUGGUAAGAUAAAAAUGGUGUCGAUGGAUUAUUCUCACAAUGUAACUCACAGUAUUUUGAUUUAUGUGUAUUCGCUGUUUUUGUGCAUGUAUCAUGCAGUUCAUUUCUAAUACACAGCUACUCAGUGAUCUGCUUUUUGUUCUUCAUUCGCCCCCCCGCGCCCCGCGGGUAUGGACUGGACUGCUAUUGAUGUGUUGACGUGAAAAAUCAUUAUGUCAAUUGAGAAAUUUAAUCAAAUGAACUUCCCAAUUUCAUGACUCGAAACUUUUCUUAUAGAUGAAUUUGAUUCUGGUAUAUGGUUCAAGAGAUCAACAAUUGGAUAUUAAUUACACACACUCAGAGAGUUUUUGUUGCGUUGAGUUGAGUUGUAAGUUUGUUUAUAUGUGAACCUUAAGGACUGAUACCGUCCCCCUCUAUCUUAUGUGUCUAUAGCACAAAUAUUUGCUGGAUGUGAGAUUUCUGGGUAGCAGACUCGUGACAGCAAGGUGUGGGCACAUAGAGUACAACCGAAACUCAACAUCUUGAUAGAGUUGCUUUACAUAAGUAUGCUCUAGUAGCACCUCAUUAUAUGUUGCUUUGCUGCUUAUGCUAGUAUCUCAGGUAGCUGGAUGAGAUCCAGUUCCCUUUUAAUUGACACUUUAUGUUGCGAUGCAAUCUUUUUUACUUGGCCUGCAUAUAUCUUCAGUAUUUUGGUUCGUUUCAAUGUGUCAUUUAUGCUUUUUAUAUGGCUGGUCGAUGUAAAAGGGAGAGGAAAAAAAAAGUACCUCA